ACAAGCGUUCGAUAGAUACAUGAAGGGGAACGUAAGAAAAAAAUAUAGUUGGCUUAAAUUCAACAGGGACUUUUUUCCUACCUACAUAAUUGACCUCUAUGAAUGUUUACGUUGAGAUCAAGUAAUUGUUUAUUGUGCCAUCUUUGCCUACUUAGAAUGAAUUCAACUGGAAAGACGAAAAACAGGUUUUCACCACAACCCAUGGGAUUUAAAUAUAAACUUACUCUGUGUUUAUUCGGACCAUUAAAUUUGGGUUUCCUACGUGACUUUGCAAAAAGGUUUUUGUACUUUGCAUGAUACGUGCUGAAGCAGCAUUUAUUCAGAACUAUGGCACAGAGUGAGCGAAAUCUAUUCCUCAUUAUUUGCAGUAUUGUUAUAAUACUAACCGAAAACUGUCAUAUAUCGCCACAUGUCGAUGAGUGCGGAAAUGUGGGGUUGCUGUGGAAUUGCAGUGGGUUAAAUUUAUACAGAUUACCUAUCUUGCUCCCUCCCGAGUUGAAGAAUCAAAAUGUAACUUUAGAUUUGUCCUUUAACCAGUUUAUCUCUGUAACGGAAGACACCUUUGAACACAUAGCCACCCACUCCAAUGUUACUUCAGUUAUUCUUCAUCAUAACAAUAUAACGGAGAUUGGAAAUACAACUUUUCAGAAAAUGUCAAAUUUAUGCUGCUUAGAUCUUUCGAAUUCACAUCUUGAAAAAACCACAAUUGACACAGGGGCGUUUCUGAACACUUCUAGUCUAAAAUUUCUUCGAAUUGACCGGAAUGAGUUUCAACAUGAUGGGUAUCCUUAUUUAUCAUUUUCAAAGUUAACCUCGUUGACAUUUUUAACAAUUGACAUUUUCUCGGGAUUUUCUUUCACAAAAGCGUUUGAAAACCUUGAGAAUUUAUCUGAAUUGGAGUUCAAUUCUAUCGGUAUAUUUCGAUUGUCAAAUACAUCAUUUCUUGGUCUUAAAAAUUCCCCAAUCCGAAGCAUAACAAUGGAUUUCAGAUAUCACGUAUGCUGUGACGUCACAGAAGACCUGUUUUGCUCUUUUCCGGUCAUUUCUCGUGAGAUAGUUUUAAACUUCGGUGGGUACUGUGACGUGAUUGUUGCACUGAGGUCUCUUAAAUGUCUACAAAAUCGUAAAAUAGAAAGUAUAUCUUUGUCAAGCAACAAGAAAAGAAUUGAAUCCGGUAUCUUAAUCUUAAAUAAUUGGACGAUGGAAUAUCUCGCUAAUAUCUGCGUAAAGAAUCUGUCUUUGGGAUACAAUAGCAUAGUGUUUUUAAAUGCAACUCUUUAUAAAACAACGCUAUGGAAAUGCUUAGAAAAAUUCGAUUUUCAUGGAAAUAAUAUGCAUGUUAUUGAUGUUUCCACAUUAAUGAGUUUGUUAACUUUACCAAAGAUUCGAAUCUUGAAUCUAUGCUGCAAUAACCCUCCAACCAGUAAAACAAAAUACAGGGAUGAUCCUUUCCAAAUACAAAAACAUAGAUUUAUCUAUGUAAAUAUCACUUUAUCAAAGAAUUUAAAACUUUUAGAUAUUUCUGAUAAUUACUUCCAUAACACAAAUGGGUGGAAUCUGCGUUUUGUAUUAAUAGGAGAAGAACUGGAGGAACUGUACCUUCAAAAGACCAAUUUCCCUCUUCACACAAUAACUAAAUUUAACUUUCCAAACUUGAUCAAACUUAAUUUAUCAGAGAAUAGUUUUCGUCAGGUACAUUCCGAUAUGUUUCAAGGAGUACGUAAUCUUCACCAUUUGUAUGUUUUAGACGUUGGUUUGAAUAACACUGCUCAUUCUAUUUCUAAUAGCCUGUUUAAAAAUCUGAAAAACCUGUUAACACUUGAUUUUUCGAAAAACGGUUUGGCCUUUUUGCCCUCAUUACUAUUAAUGGACCAAAAACAUUCUCUCACAGAAAUUAGACUGGAUCACAAUAGGUUCUCGGCUGUUCCAAGUGUCCUGACCGAACUGAAAGAGUUAAAAACGCUAUAUGUUCGGUUCAAUUUGAUAUCCAAAUUUUCCAGGAAUGAUCAAAGACUUUUUCAAUCAUUAAGUAAUCUGUCAAUAUAUAUAGAAGGAAAUCCGAUCACCUGUGCAUGUACAGGCCUUCAAUCUUUGAAAUGGAUGAAAGCUCACCAAAAUAUAUUUUAUGACCUAAACAAGGUUUUGUGUGUGGAGAGUAAAAUACCCAUUGUUCAGUUGUUAUACGAAAAAGAGUGGAGGAAGUUUGAACUUAACUGUCAGACGGAUGACUGGCUCGUUUUUUCUGUCUGUUUGUUGUUCUUUACAAUAGUAUCUCUCACUAUAAUAGCCUCUGUCAAAAGAUAUCGCGUUCAUUUAGAAUAUGUCAUUUUGCGACUUAAAAACAGGUGGAAAGGUGUCCACCAAAAAAGCAACGAGGAUAUGUUCCUAUAUGAUGUGUAUAUUUCAUAUAAUGAUGCAGACUGCUCAUGGGUCAUUGAAACAUUGUAUCCGAAAUUAGAGGUUUUGAACAUAAAAACGUGGUUUGGAGAUAAGGAUUCGAUUCCAGGACGUUGGAAGUCGGAGGAGAUAGUCGGCUGUAUCAACGAGAGCAGAAAAGUGAUGUUUAUUAUGAGCGAGAGUUUUCUUGAAAGGGGAUGGCACUCGUAUGCUGUUCAAAUGGCAAUAACCCACGCAUUUCAUAACCAACGUCAAAGAUCUAUUGUGCUUAUCAUUAAAGACGGACUUCCUCUGGAUAGGCUUCCAAACGAAAUAAAAAACAUUUGGUGGUGUAUCGAGCAUUUCAGAUGGCCAGAAAAUGAACAACACGAUGAAAUGAUAUUCUCAACUUUAUCUAAAAUUUUGAAACCAAAAUAGAUGUAUAUCUUUGUUUUUUAAGAGAUUGUUUAAUCUAUUACCAUGUGUAUAUAGUAUUAUAUACCCAAUAAGCAAUUUUCUUUCUAAGCGUUAAGCAUAUGAAUAACGUGUUAUAAUCACUCGGGGUCUCAUCGACGAAUCUAUGCACAAGUACAUAGAAAGUAUAUCAAAUUAUUGCCAUAAUUAUGGCCAAGGCGUUAACAAUUUCUGUUUGUUUGUGAAAAUUCCCUUUGUCUCUCCCUACCAUUUCGCUGUUUUAGGAGAUAUCUGGAAUUCUAUUUUUAAAUGCAAUUUAUUCCUCUGUCUUUAAUUAGUUUUGUUUUAUACAUAAUUAACCUAAGUGUUAAAU
Molecule: messenger RNA, 3163 nt
Organism: Magallana angulata
Lineage: Eukaryota; Metazoa; Mollusca; Bivalvia; Ostreida; Ostreidae
Product: toll-like receptor 2
Exons: 3
Coding region: 328-2814 (828 amino acids)
Biological process (GO): toll-like receptor signaling pathway; immune response
Cellular component (GO): membrane
Molecular function (GO): transmembrane signaling receptor activity; protein binding
Source: RefSeq, a predicted model, not a curated record